GCGUCUCUUCCCCAGUCCUUGCUUAGGACACCAAUCGAUCGACUCAGUCUCGAAUCCAUCACAUCAGCGAUGUCGAUUGUGCUUUCGCUUCUUCCCGUCGUCGUCCUUGCGCAGACUAAGGAACCCUUCUACCUCGGCGACUACAAGAUCAACUGCUUCGUGCCGCAGGUGAACGCCGACAUGUACCUGGAUACGCGAGACCAGGGUAUCGUUGGCCACCUUUGCCGCGGCCGUGGUUGGGAGCCUGAGAUCACCAACGGCAUGCUGAAUGCGCUGCAGCCGUCGUGGACCGUGGUGGACGUCGGUGCCAAUUUUGGCUGGCACACGCUCCACUUUGCCAACAAGCUGAGACCUGGCGGUGGCAAAGUCAUUUCCGUCGAGGCGAGCCCACGCACACACUCGCUGCUGCAGACGACGCUUGAAAACACGGGCAUGCUCGGCAACACCAUUCGACUGCACAACAUCGCCAUCUCCGAUCGCCCCGGCACCGUGGCCUUCUCGAGCACGCCCGAUCGUGCGCUCAACAAUCACAUUGUUGCCAACAACAACGAAGCAGGAAGCGUGCAAGUCCAAGCGAAGCCGCUCGACGCGCUGCUCGCGGACGAGCCACGGGUGGAUUUCAUUAAGAUCGACGUGGAGGGCUUCGAGGCCAAGGCGUGGCGUGGGCUCAACAGGACGCUCGCAAAGAAUCCGCGCUGCAUCCUUGUGAUCGAGUGCAACACAGCGCGCAUGCGUGCGCGCACCGACAUGGACCCGGCCGCCUUCUAUGCUGAGCUGAGCUGGCGCGCUGGUGGCAAGCUCCAAGCCCUCACCGAUGGCGGCAUACAGCCAAUCACCAUCGACGCACUGCUCAACGGCCCGGAGGUGCUCGUCUGGGUACAGCGGCGGCGCGCCAGGCAUGAGGCAUAACUCUGCGAAAGAAAAAGAUGAGGCAGCCUGGUGCGCCUGUAGCGCAUGUGGAAGAGACGAGAGUCUGGCUCUUCCACGCGGAGGUACUUCCACAGGAGCGUCUGACAGGAGUCUUUUCGAUGUGUGCUAGCCGUGUGGAGGAACAACCUAGCACAUAUCGAAGCGGUCAGAGAUUACGGCUUCAACGCUGAACGGGAUGGUUGUGGUGAGAGAGGCGGGCCAGAGAGCCUCAUCUAUCUGUAUUGCGUCUAUCUUAAAUUUCGAGCAGCGUUCGGGCGGGGUUUGAGCCGAAUGCGUCGAAGUCGGAUGCUUCAGCGCGGGUUGGAGUCAGUGUGUUCAGAGUCGUAGUGGUUGGAGAGAAAUUGAGAAUUUAUUUUCGUGACGCCACAAUGGACAU
Molecule: messenger RNA, 1306 nt
Organism: Emiliania huxleyi CCMP1516
Lineage: Eukaryota; Haptophyta; Isochrysidales; Noelaerhabdaceae
Exons: 2
Coding region: 70-909 (279 amino acids)
Source: RefSeq, a predicted model, not a curated record